Molecule: messenger RNA, 1674 nt
Organism: Mytilus trossulus (common blue mussel)
Lineage: Eukaryota; Metazoa; Mollusca; Bivalvia; Mytilida; Mytilidae
Product: protein CNPPD1-like
Exons: 8
Coding region: 193-1566 (457 amino acids)
Biological process (GO): regulation of cyclin-dependent protein serine/threonine kinase activity
Cellular component (GO): nucleus; cyclin-dependent protein kinase holoenzyme complex
Molecular function (GO): protein kinase binding; cyclin-dependent protein serine/threonine kinase regulator activity
Source: RefSeq, a predicted model, not a curated record
UGUAGUGCUUCACACCACACCUAAGUCUCGCGUGAUUUUAUCUUCCGAAUUUUUCUGACUUUUACCUCCGUUGAAACCUAAAAUCCCGUUAUACGCGACAUCGAAUAGAUUGACCUUCACCUGGAUGUUACGAAGUGACAAGCAAUACACAAAAGACUGAAAAGUCUAGAAAAAGGAAGGACAAGGAAAAAGAUGUCUUAUUUUCGUUUCCCCUGCCCUUUAGGGGAAUCGGAUAUGUUAGACUACCACAAGGAUGAUCAUGAUGCUUUAACAGAAAGAUUUAGAAAGACUUUGUAUUACGGAAAGAUGCCCAACACAGAAAGACCCUCGUUACCUCUAACAGAUAUUGCAGUGGAACUGUUUCAAGAAAGAGCUCCUCGUAAACUUGGAAAAAUUGACCAAUAUAUGGUGGCUGCCGCAAGCAGAGAGAACUGUAUAUCUCCUUCUACUAUGAUGAUGGGUAUGAUCUAUACUAACAGACUUCAGACAAAGAAUCCGGAAUACCUACAACAAAUAUCCUCCUCUGACCUCUUUCUUAUUUCAAUGAUGAUGGCUUCCAAGUUUAUGUAUGAUGAAGGUAUAGAUGAAGAAGUCUUUAACGAUGAAUGGGCAGACUCAGUUGACAUGGAAACAGAGGAAAUUAAUCAAAUGGAACGAGAAUUUCUAUCAGCCAUUGACUGGAAUUUAUUUGUUAGUGACAAAGAAUUCGGCAAGGUGCUUCAUAACAUUGAAACAAGGAUAGCGUUACAAAAUGGAAUAGACAGGGGAUGGUUUACGUAUACAGAUUUAUUGGUGCUAUCACAUGAUGCUAAAUUCCUGGCCAUUAGUCAGGAAAUCUCCAAGGUCAUACUGGUUUCCUCCUUGACCUACCUGACUGGUAUCCUAACAAUGAUUGGUUCUACAGUGUUGGUAACUGCUGCUACAGCAACAUUAGGUCCCAUCAUCCUACAUUCACAAGGCAGAUUAACUCCCCUUCCCAUCACAGGUGUGCUUCCUGUUAGAGACGCUAUCACUGAUGAGAAUGUGACACAGGAAGAACCUAAGUUACCAAUUGACCAAAAACCAAGUUUUACCAAAGAAUCCAUUGAUUACAUGUUAGCAGAAUUGAUGACUGUUGUGUCUUUACCCACCACAUUUGUCAAGUUCUGGUACUCAGCAAUGGAUCAAAUUAAAUCAGGAACAGUAUCUUCAAGUGCAAAGGAAAAACAAACACAGAACUUAUUUUGUUCAAACGGGCCUUGCCUUCCUUCGUCUGCUAGACCUAAUUGUAAGAAUGUAACUGAAGAUUCACAAGAAUGGGAUUUAUGGGACUAUUGUACCGAUUGCCAAUCAUGUCAGAAAAACUCUCGGCGGAAUCUACAACACGGAAAACAAAUACAGGGUGCUUUGAAUGACGAAAUGUCAGGACUUCGAAUGUGCAAGAGCCAGAAAUUUGAUUGCGCUGUUAAAUGUUGUUGUGAACAGGGAAGCAGUUGGACGUUAACUGAUACUCUUUCUAGUACUAUGUUUCCAGAUGUACCUGGCUUUAAUACUGGUUUACAUUUUCCUAUAUAUGUAACAACUUAACAGUACAAGUGGCAGUAAAUUUUGUCCUCCACCAUUUAAAAAUUUUGUAAUUGUCAGUAUAAAUACUUUAAAAAAUUAAACAAAUCAAAUAUUGGCAAAUAUCUCACC